ACCUUAUCAUUACCGCUUAGCAGUUCACAUAGCCCCGUAGAGAUCGACCCGAACACCGAAGCCCAUUUUCCGUUUUGCCCCUCUUCCCAAAGAGAAGCCAUCAGAUACACAGAGAAAGGGAAACAAAUCAGGUUGCAGGUUUUGUUCCUCUACCUAACCUUUUGGUGUGGAUUUUAUUGUUCAUUGAUUUCUGAGGGAAGACUCAUGUCCGCACCAAAUGAGAAUAAUGUCUCUCAACCACAGGUUAUCCACAUCUUAAAUGAAACCAGUAACUUAUGUUUACUGGUUUUCUUGCUUAAUUGCUAUAGAGAAUUGUAUGCUUCAGUUCUUUCUGAAGUUGUCUGCUCACGUUUUUGAUGAGCUUCUUGAUUCAAUCAUUAUGGAUGUUGCAUCUGAGUGUCACCGCAUAACGAAACUAGGCCUUGAUCGUAAUUUAGAAGAAGAAGAGGAAGAACUUCGGUUGUCUGCACAAGCUCGGGCAAGGGUAGCUGAUCCUAGCAACAGUAGUGAAACAAAUGGCAAAUACAUUGUAGACAUAUUUGGGCAAACCCAUCCUCCUGUUGCAAAUGAAAUAUUUGAAUGUAUGAAUUGUGGCCGAUCCAUCAUGGCUGGGCGAUUUGCUCCUCACUUGGAGAAAUGCAUGGGGAAGGGGAGGAAGGCCCGUCUUAAGGCAACAAGAAGUAGCACUGCUCAGAACCGGUAUACACGAAGAAACUCUGCUUCAACCUAUUCUCCUUAUUCAAAUCCCACCAGCACGAGUCGACUACCAAAUGGAAGUUCUGGUGUUUCAGGUCAUGAAUACUCAAAUGGCUCCUUAGAAGAGAUGUGAUUUGGCCUUGUACUCAAUGCUGGAGGCUGAUUCAUCUUCAGGUGAGAAUUGAACAGAGAAGACUGCUAGGGACUUUCGUCCUCCCCCUUACCUGUCGUGCUUUAGGGGAGCUGGCGGAAGCUGCUAUGCUAGUUCGUUUACAAAGCAGAUGUUGCUCACAGUAUGGUUUGAUAAUAAUUGUAUGAAACAUGGGUUUCCCGUACAAAUGGUUUUGUUCGCACUGGCUUUCAUAUGUCAGAGGUUGGUAGAUGAUCUAACUUAUAGCAUUGUAUAGGAGACCUUUUCUUUUCUCUUUUUAGAGGAAAUUUUCUUCUCA
Messenger RNA from Capsicum annuum, 1145 nucleotides. Its product is annotated as SAGA-associated factor 11. Gene Ontology annotation, cellular component: DUBm complex; SAGA-type complex. Bases 260 to 829 code for a protein of 189 amino acids. The transcript is spliced from 4 exons. The record is from RefSeq and is a predicted model, not a curated record. Lineage: Eukaryota; Viridiplantae; Streptophyta; Magnoliopsida; Solanales; Solanaceae.